GAUCAGUUAUCUUCAACGAAAGGCUAGAUACUACAAAGUGCUACGACAUUGGGACUCCAGCUGACACAUAAUUGCCGCAUGUUGUGGAUCUUGCUAAUCAACUCAUCUAACAUGAGGGCUAUGUCUAUGGGGGUAGAAGAUAUAUAAUGGCAAGGAAGUCACCCUGAAGCAUCUCAAUUUCAAAACACACACACACACACACACACACACACACACACACAAUUCAGAAGUAUCUAUCCUUUGAUCUGCAACCCUUCAACCCUUUCGUUGAUCAAGCAAAAUGAAGCCCAUUCUCUUCUCGACUUUGUUACCACUCGUCCUGGCUCUACCAGGCCCUCAGACACAGCCAGCAGAGGGAAAGCUACCCUGGAAGAAGGGCAGCGUAUGUCUUGCGCUGACGGAAGACUGUAUGGGAACAAUUGGGUGGUGUAACCUCGAGGCACAACGCAAGAAAGAGUUUGGCGCUCGUGAAAAUUGCCUUGCUCAAAGAGAGCGCCGUCCCGCUGAUGCACCUAAACUUCCCUGGAUGAAAGGUACCGGUUAUGACUGUGCAUAUGCUCUCACUCCGGAGGAAAGAUGUUAUGGCACUGCACUUUUCUGCCGUGAGGGACUUUACCCGCAGGGUCAAUAUACCGACGAGAAGGAAUGCUUGUCUGACAGAGAGGACGCUCCUGCAGAUGCCAAGAAGAAGCAGGAUCUGCCAGGCGAAAAGCCGAAGGCCAAGAAGCCAUUCCUUCAGCCUGCACCCGACAGCGACACUUCGUGCAUGACCUUCGACCGCGGCAGUGAGCGCUGUGUUGGAACGAAGUAUUACUGUACCAAUGACAUCAUGAAGUUCCCCUACACCGACGAGGAUGGCAGCGUCUACAAUAGUGCCGCUGAGUGUCUCGGCGCCCGUGAACCUGAGCCUCAAUCUGCCGACUCUGAUCGCAUUGUAUUCCCUGACAACUAGAAUCCGAGAUUGAAGUUGUCCCCAGCUGCGUGCAUACUAUGACUUAGCAGCCCACGGUAGCAUUCGGAACCAAGGAAGAAAGCUGGUGAGAGUUUCGAACGUAUCUAUUUGUCUAUACUUGUUUUAUCAGAUGUCUGGCGGUAGAUUCAACAUCUAGGCCAGUUAUACAGUUUUGCUUUUAGUUUGCUUUCAAUUCAUAAACAUGCCGAGAGACGCAGGCCCCCGCAGACCAUCCUGUAUAUGUAUUCACGUUGUAGCAACCUCUGUUCAAACAUAGAAUUCACGAUCGAGGAAGAACAGGGAAUCGAUGUCUAGUUUGCUA
Molecule: messenger RNA, 1274 nt
Organism: Aspergillus caelatus
Lineage: Eukaryota; Fungi; Ascomycota; Eurotiomycetes; Eurotiales; Aspergillaceae
Exons: 3
Coding region: 281-952 (223 amino acids)
Source: RefSeq, a predicted model, not a curated record